GGCAACCGCGGCUCAAUCCGGAGGGUGCCGCACCUGCGUCACUCACUGCACCCGUGAUUUCCUCCGACGGCGACGCGCGUUUGGGCCAAGAUAAAGAGAAUAUUUUGUGUGAAAAUUGUGACUUCUGCGUGCGAGAGGAGGAGAGAGAGAGAGAGAGAGAGAGAGAGAGAGAGAAGGUCAGGGAUGCAGGCUGAGGCUCGGUUCGUCUCGCCUGCGAUGAAGCGAACCAGCGACUGGAUACUUUCGCAAGAACUCCCAAGCGAUAUUACCAUCAAAGUCGACGAUGCCGCCUUCAACCUGCACAAGGUGUUUAAUUGUUACUGCAGCUUCCAUUGGCAUCCAGGUGCGGCUACAUCAAGAAGCAGGUGUCAGGAGUCGGCGGCAACAAGGCGACGCACCUGGAGAUCGCCGGCAUGCCCGGCGGCUCCAAGUCGUUCGAGCUCGUCGUCAAGUUCUGCUACGGCGUCAACUUCGAGAUCACCGUGGACAACGUCGCCAUGCUGCGUUGCGCCGGCGAGCACCUCGAGAUGACCGAGGAGUGCAGGCCGGGCAACCUGGUCGGCAGGACGGAGGCCUACCUGGAGGAGGUGGCGCUGGCGAGCCUCGAGGGCGCGGUCGCCGUGCUCCGCAAGGCCGAGGAGCUCCUCCCGGCGUCGGAGGAGAAGGCGCGGCUCGUCGCCAGGUGCAUCGACGCCGUCGCGUCCAUCGUCUGCGGCGGCGACGGCCAGUUCAGCAUGUCGCUGGGCACCCCCGGCGGCGGCGGCGGCGGCGGCUACAAUGGCGUGGGCGCCGCGGCGUCGAGGGAGGUCGACGACUGGUGCGCCGACGAGCUGACGGCGCUGCGGAUCGACACGUUCCAGCGCGUCAUGAUCGCGAUGAAGGCGAGGGGCUUCAAGGGCAUCGCCAUGGGGACACUCAUCAUGCUCUACGCCCAGAAAUCUCUUCGACGGCUGGACAUGCACGGGAGGGACAGGAAGAAGAUGGGCGCGAGGCAGGAGCACGAGAAGCGGGUGGUGCUCGAGACGAUCGUGAGCCUGCUGCCGAGGGAGAGGAACACUCUGUCGGUGAGCUUCCUGUCGAUGCUGCUCCGCGCCGCGAUCCACCUCGACACGACGCUGGCGUGCCGGCUCGACCUCGAGAAGCGAAUGGCGGCGCAGCUCGGCCAGGCCGUGCUCGACGACCUCCUCAUCCCGUCCUCCUCGCCCGACGCCGCCGCCGCCACAACGGCCUACGACAUCGACGCCGUGCAGAGGAUCCUGGCCGGCUACCUCGACCUGGACUACACCACGGAUCCGCCGCCACGGCUGGACUACACCACCGACGACGACUUCAGCUCGGCGGCGUCGCCGCCGCACAGCGACGUCGCCCAGGUCGGCAGGCUCAUGGAUAGCUACCUCGCCGAGAUCGCCUCCGACGAGAACCUGUCCGUUGACAAGUUCACCGCCCUCGCCGAGCUCAUCCCGGAGCGCGCCAGGUUCAACGAGGACGGCAUGUACCGCGCCAUUGACAUCUACUUGAAGGCGCAUCCGAGUCUGGCCGAGGGCGAGAGGAAGAAGGUGUGCAGGGCGAUGGACUGCCAGAAGCUGUCGCGCGAGGCGUGCGCGCACGCGGCGCAGAACGACCGCCUGCCGGUGCAGACGGUGGUGCAGGUGCUGUACCACGAGCAGCGGCGCCUCCGCGCGCCAUCGCAGCCGCCGAGCGCCGCGCCGUCGUACGCCGGCGGCGAGUCGCCGGCGCUGUCGUACAGGCCGACGCCGAGCUUCAACGGCCGGCACCGGCCGGGCGUUCCCGACGAGGUGUCCCGGCUGCAGCGCGAGAACGACGAGCUCAGGAUGGAGCUGCUCCGGAUGAAGAUGCGCCUGAGAGACCCAUCCGUGGCGUUCUCCGCAGGAGGAGUCCCGCCGUCCGGUAGGCCGCCGCUGCCGAAGAAGCCGGGCGGCGGCGGCGGCGGAAGCAGCGGCGGAUUCAUGAACAGCAUGUCCAAGAAGCUCGGGAGGCUCAACCCGUUCUUGCGAUCGGACGUGCUCGGCGGCGGCAGGGUGCGGACGAAGCCGCCCAAGGAUCGGAGGCACUCCAUUUCUUGACCAACCAGACCUUGAUCAAAGUGAUCAUGCAUGACUGGUGUCUUCAUGGUGCUUUUGAUUUUUCAUGAUCGCUAUGUAGCAAUGAACAUAAAUAAGCAUGAUAGUAUGGAGGUAGUACUAUUUCAGGUGUGUAGUAUUUUAGUAUGUAACCUUGUAAAUGUAUCAUUUGUGUUACAACUUACAACACAAAUUUUGAACUCAUUUCAAUGUAAGGUUUUGGUAUAGUCCUAGUACAAAGCUGGUGUAGUCUACAGAUGAGUAAUUGAUUUGAUCGAAGUCGUUCUCAGUGUAAAGUAUAUGUCACUGAAGUAUAAACAGUGAGAUUUGCUCCAA
Molecule: messenger RNA, 2417 nt
Organism: Oryza sativa Japonica Group (Japanese rice)
Lineage: Eukaryota; Viridiplantae; Streptophyta; Magnoliopsida; Poales; Poaceae
Product: BTB/POZ domain-containing protein SR1IP1
Molecular function (GO): protein binding
Source: RefSeq, a predicted model, not a curated record